AUGGGUGUUAAACAUAAUAACGUCAAGGGUUUUGAUUCUGAGAAACCAAAGCCUUUGAACGCGGCAAAUAUAGAGGACGCAUUGACUGCCACAGGAUUCGGUAAAUACAAUUUCGGACUCCUCCUGAUAUGCAGUUGGACACUACAAGCUAUGGGUAUGGAUUUAUUUGGCACCAGUUUCGUGGUGGCUGCUGCUGUCUGUGACUUGGAGCUCACGAUGCAGCAACGUGCUUUACUUAUUGCCAUGCCUCUUGUGGGUGUUGUUACUGGUGCCCAGCUGUGGGGCUACAUCUCGGACACAAAAGGCCGAAGGUUGACUCUCGUGUUGUCUAUGUCAGUUGGCUUUGUGUUUGCUGCUUUGAGCAGUUUUUCUCCAGAUUGGAAGACCAUGGCUGUGUUGAAGUUGAUUUCCUCCACAUUCACCUCAGCCAGUAACUCAGGAGCGUAUACUCUUCUAGGGGAGAGUUGUCCAGAGCGGGCUCGAGGCCGUUCCAUGCUGCUCUGUACGUGCUCUCUAAUGUGCUCUCAAGCUGUCGUUGCUGUAUUCGCGUACCCAAUCCUUCCCUUGAACUUUGUCUACUGGAUUGACUUCCUGGGCAUUACGUACCGACCGUGGCGACUGCUUGCCUUAGUGAUGUCACUACCGUGUGCAGCAACUGCCUGCUUGCUGCAGUUUUUCCACGAAAGUCCCAAGUUCUUAGUGUCUCGGGGUCGCACUGACGAGGCGCUCGAAGUCUUAAAGAAGAUAUAUGCGACUAAUACUGGAAACAAAUCUAGUAGCUUCCCGAUUACGAAGUUGCUGUUAGAUGACGAUGAAAAUUCAACGGUGGGAGAAGACUCGUUCCUGAAGGCGUUAUGGGAACAAACGGUGGCACUCUUCCGGCCGCCCAUGCUAAAGGAAACUCUAAGGCUUUUCUACCUCGUCACUGUUAUUUAUAUGACAGGGAGCGGCUUCAUCCUGUGGCUGCCGUACAUCAUGAACAACCUAUUCUCGGUGCUGGAGGCGGGGGGUGGCGACGGUAUGAACCUCUGCACCGUCAUACGCUUCUCCACCAGCCUCGGAGCUACGGGGAACGACACUACAAUCCCAGAGGCAUGCAACGACACCAUACAAGAGACGACUUUACUCUCAGCAAUAAUAUACGGUGCAAUGGCAAGCGGUUCUAACCUCAUCCUCUCGCUCACGUGCGGGGCGAGGAAGAGGUUUGCAAUGAUGGGCAUCCUCGCGAUGUCCGCCAUUGCAGCCGUGUUGCUGAACUUGGUCAGGAUCCCCAUCGCCGGUGGAAUCUUCUUCUUCUUUUUCCUCAUGUGCGCGCUCACUAUGGGCAUCUUAAGCGUUUACUUCGUCGAACUCUACCCAACACAUUUAAGAGGUAUGGCUUCAUGCCUGUCGGUAAUGUUGGGGAGGUCGAGCGCGUUCUUGGGAGUCAACGCUAUUGGAGCUUUAAUUUCAGCUAAUUGCGAGGCCACAUUCUACGGAUGGUCCGUUCUAUUACUAAGUGCAGUAGCAUUCUCCUGGUUCCUGCCAAGAGAUAAGAAGCUUGUUGAAUGA
Parnassius mnemosyne (clouded apollo) is the source of this 1551-nucleotide messenger RNA. NCBI's taxonomy places the organism in Eukaryota, Metazoa, Arthropoda, Insecta, Lepidoptera, Papilionidae. The record is from the annotation of a GenBank genome assembly.